Messenger RNA from Salvelinus fontinalis (brook trout), 4042 nucleotides. RefSeq names its product stanniocalcin 1, like (gene stc1l). Gene Ontology annotation, biological process: intracellular calcium ion homeostasis. Lineage: Eukaryota; Metazoa; Chordata; Actinopteri; Salmoniformes; Salmonidae. The transcript is spliced from 5 exons. The coding region runs from base 844 to 1608 and encodes 254 amino acids. The record is from RefSeq and is a predicted model, not a curated record. Gene Ontology annotation, cellular component: extracellular region. Gene Ontology annotation, molecular function: hormone activity.
AAUGAGGGGAAGAGUGUGAGAAUGAAUGAGGGGAAAGUUAAUGAAAGUUAGAACAGAACAAUUUCCUUUCUCAGAUGUCACAGCUCUGAGACCCUUAACAACUAGUUGAACCUCUUAUGAGCUGUGACAGGUUAUCAGAUCCAAAUAGGUCGUCCUGGGUCACCAGGGACUGUUACUCCAUGGCAACACAGGUCAUCAUGGAAACCCUGCCACCUCCACUAACAAUCUUUCCCCCCCAGAAAACACACACACACACCAACACGCAUGCCUUUCACAAUAAUUGACCUGCCUUUCUACAUGACUGAACCACUGCACAUGAAACAUGACUUGAAUUUUUAAAACAACUCAUUUCAGUUUCCUAGGCCUAAUUUAACUAGGGAAGUAGCCUAUUCUAAAUCAAACUUGAGCUAAUCGUAGUCAUAUUACAAUACUGAAAGGUUUCUGUCAUUUUUCCUACAACCACACCUGAACAGCUGCUUCUCACAUUAGCAGACCCAUUGAAACCUCGCCCUAUGCAUUUUGAAAUAAAAUAAUCACUUUAGUUUCAAUUUCCACAAUGAACGUUCUUUCAUGAAUAAAUAUGAGCACAAAGCGCUCAGUGGAAACAUUUUAUAAAUUAGCCUAACGCACGCACCGCGGCCCCCCCACUGGAGAUGCCGGUGGCUGAUUGGACAAACCCGCUGGGGGUCCAGUAAUUUGUGUAACAAACGGCUAUAAAAAACAGCUCGUCAACGUAACACUAAGGGAACUAACAGAGAGCUACAUCCCAACUGUUCUCCACCAAAAAUCAAGCCGACCUCUUCUACCUCUUGCACCCGAUGAACGUCACCAUAUUUCAACAAGAUGCUAGCUAAAUUCGGCCUGUUCGCGAUCUUUCUAGUCCUGGGGACCUCCGCCUUCGAUGCCGAACCGGAGGAAUCCUCUCCUCGCCGUGCACGCUUCUCCUCCAAUAGCCCCUCGGAUGUGGCUGGGUGUUUGAAUGGUGCUCUAGCUGUGGGAUGUGGAACAUUUGCCUGCCUGGAGAAUUCUACCUGUGACACGGAUGGCAUGCACGAUAUCUGCCAACUGUUCCUCCACACUGCAGCUACCUUCAACACACAGGGUAAGACAUUUGUAAAGGAGAGUCUGAGGUGUAUUGCCAACGGCGUCACAUCUAACGUGUUCCAGACCAUCAGGCGCUGUGGAAUCUUCCAGAGGAUGAUCUCUGAGGUCCAGGAGGAGUGUUACAGUAGACUGGACAUCUGUGGUGUGGCUCGCUCCAACCCUGAGGCCAUUGGAGAGGUGGUACAGGUACCUGCACACUUCCCCAACAGGUACUACAGCACUCUGCUUCAGUCCUUGCUGGCCUGUGAUCAGGAAACAGUGGCGGUUGUCAGGGCGGAGUUUGUUUCUAGGCUGGGGCCAGACAUGGAGAUCCUCUUCCAGCUGCUGCAGAACAAGCCUUGCCCCCAGGAUUCUAACCAAGGUGCUAUUUCCGCCCCCGGCUGGCACUGGCCAAUGGGGUCUCCCCCCUCCUUCAAGGUCCAGCCCAGCAUGAGAGGAAGAGACCCCACCCACCUGUUCGCUAGGAAACGCUCUCUGGAGGAGUCGGAUAGCGAGAUGGAGUAAAGAGGAAACUUACACUACCGGUCAAAUGUUUUGGAACACCUACUCAUUCAAGGGCUUUUCUUUAUUCGUACUAUUUUCUACAUUGUAGAAUAAUAUUGAAGACAUCAAAACUAGGAAAUAACACAUGGAAUCAUGGAGUAAACAAGAAAGUUUUAUAUUUGAGAUUCUUCGAAGUAGCCACCCUUUGCCUUCAUGACAGCUUUGCACACUCUUGGCAUUCUCUCAACCAGAUUCAUGAGGUAGUCACUUGGAAUGCAUUUCAAUUAACAGGUGUGCCUUAAAUGUUAAUUUGUGGAAUUUCUUUCCUUAAUGUGUUUGAGCCAAUCUGUUGUGUUGUGACAUGGUGGGGGGGUAUACAGAAGAAGCCCUAUUUGGUAAAAGACCCAUUCCAUAUUAUGGCAAGAACAGGUCAAAUAAGCAAAGAGAAACGACAGUCCAUCAUUACUUUAAGACAUCAGUCAAUACGGAAAAUGUGAAGGACUUUGAAAGUUUCUUCAAGUGCAGUUGCAAGAACCAUCAAGCGCUAUGAUGAAACUGGCUCUCAUGAAGACUGCCACAGGAAUGAAAGACCCAGAGUUACCUCUGCUGCAGAGGAUAAGUUCAUUUAGAGUUACCAGCCUCAGAAAUUGUAGACCAAAUAAAUGCUUCACAGAGUUCAAGUAACAGACACAUCUUAACUUCAACUGUUCAGAAGAGACUGUGAAUCAGGCCUUCAUGGUCAAAUUGCUGUAAAGAAACCACUACUAAAGGACACCAAUAAUAAGAAGAGACUUGCUUGUGCCAAGAAACACGAGUAAUGGACAUUAGACCUGUGGAAAUGAAGAUUUUUGGUUCCAACAGUCUUGUCUUUGUGAGACGCGGUGUGGGUGAACGGAUGACCUCUGCAUGUGUAUUUCCCACCGUAAAGCGUGGAGGAGGAGGUGUUAGGGUAUGGGGGUGCUUUCCUGGUGACACUGUCUGUGAUUUAUUUAGAAUUCAAGGCACACAACCAGCAUGGCUACCACAGCAUUCUGCAGCGAUACGCCAUCCCAUCUGGUUUGCGCUUAGUGGGACUAUCAUUUGUUUUUCAAAAGGACAAUGACCUAACACACCUCCACACUGUGUAAGGGCUAUUUUACCAAGAAAGAGAGUGAUGGAGUGCUGCAUCAGAUGACCUGGCCUCCACAAUCCCCCAACCUCAACCAAAUUGAGAUGGUUUGGGAUGAGUCGGACCGCAGAGUGAAGGAAAAGCAGCCAACAAGUGCUCAGCAUAUGUGGGAGCUCCUUCAAGACGGUUGGAAAAGCAUUCCAGGUGAAGGUGGUUGAGAGAAUGCCAAGAGUGUGCAAAGCUGUUAUCAAGGGAAAGGGUGGCUAUUUGAAGAAUUUUGAUUUGUUUAACACUUUUUUGCUUACUACAUGAUUCCAUGUGUAAUUUCAUAGUUUUGAUGUAUUCCCUAUUAUUCUACAAUGUAGAAAAUAGUCAAAAUAAAGAAACCCCCUUGAAUGAGUAGGCGUGUCCAAACUUUUGACCGGUAUUGUACAUGCACACCGCUCAUACCUUGAACACACACUCACAUAUACACACAAACACACCACAGCUACCUUAAACACACAUUCAUGAACGCUUCAACCCUCUAUGCAUGCUGACACACACAGCUGUCUCCUCAAAUGAUUAAGGCUAAAUGAUUAAGGGAAGUUUGGUACUGCUGUAAUGUGGUAGGUGAUUUGGGGAAGCGUCUAUCUCUAGCUGCUGUUGAAAGUAUUUCUGUGUUGGCUGAUGCUUGAUGAGAGGGGGAUGAAACGUGUUAGCUGGACGUUGAGUGUGGAGGAUAAUAUCUGCUCAGAAUAGACUCAAUUUAACCUAGAGAGCUGAUGAAAAGUCUGAUCAUUUAAUGUUAGCCUUUGAAAUGUUUCAAUUGAUUAUCUAAGAAAACGAACUGUCAUUGUAGUUCCAUCUGAUUUCAACAUGGCACAGAUAACGUCCCAGUUUUGACCAGUGAUUUCCAAGAGAAGCCUAUUUAAAAAGACGUUUGGAUAUAUUACUAUAAUAUUAUUAUUGGUAUUUAUUUUCUUACUAAAUGUUUAUUUAUGAUGUUGUAUUACGUCUUUAGUUGUAACUUGUGUGAUUGAGUUGUCGGCAGCGGGUGGAGUUUGACAUCGUGAUGUGACGUCAAAUUCUGAUGCCGUGCUGUAUGUCGCUCUAUGACGAUGUCACCACCCCCUCACAGGGACAUGAUGUCAACGCGCUGGUCGUGGGGCUCACCGCGUCCUUCUCCGUCACUUUCUGUGUUAAUGUAAGAUCCUAUACUGUGUAAGAACACGACAAUAGUAUGCUGUGGAAGAUGUGGUUAAAUCGUGUGUGUGUGUGUGUGUUAUAGUGUAGUCAAGUCUGGUACUUUACACUAUGGGGGCUUGUGGUAAUUCUCUCUGCUACAAAUAAAUGUUGUGAUCUGCA